CUUCCUCUUGUGGUAGCUUGAGACUGCGCAUCUGGAUGUUUUAAACAUACAAAGGAAUUGCUAGAGCAAGCAAAAGGGAACGCGGUGCAGAGAGUUAAGAUGCACAGAUAAGCAACUGGUGCAUCCCGCAGCUAAAGGAGCUGACAGGCAGACCGGGAAAACCUUCUUCCAAAGAGGAGAGCACCAGUUUAAGGCAGAAUGAAGACUCACAUUGUCUGUGGCUUCGUUUUUAAAGUGCUAUUAAUCCAAGUUUAUCUUUCGAACAAAACUUUAGCUGCACCAUCACCAAUCAUUAAGUUUCCUGGAGACAGCACUCCCAAAACAGACAAAGAACUAGCAGUGCAAUACCUGAAUAAAUACUAUGGGUGCCCCAAAGACAAUUGCAAUUUAUUUGUCCUGAAAGACACUUUGAAGAAAAUGCAGAAAUUUUUUGGGCUGCCUGAAACUGGAGAUUUGGAUCAAAAUACUAUUGAGACAAUGAAGAAACCGCGCUGUGGUAACCCAGAUGUAGCCAAUUACAACUUCUUUCCAAGAAAGCCAAAAUGGGAAAAGAAUCAUAUAACUUACAGGAUUAUAGGCUACACUCCGGAUUUGGAUCCUGAGACAGUAGACGAUGCCUUUGCUCGAGCCUUUCAAGUCUGGAGUGAUGUCACACCGCUGAGAUUUAACCGAAUAAACGAUGGAGAAGCAGACAUAAUGAUUAAUUUUGGCCGAUGGGAACACGGCGAUGGCUAUCCAUUUGAUGGCAAAGACGGUCUCCUGGCUCACGCCUUUGCACCGGGGCCAGGAAUUGGAGGAGACUCCCACUUUGAUGAUGAUGAACUGUGGACUCUUGGAGAGGGGCAAGUGGUUAGAGUGAAGUAUGGAAAUGCAGAUGGUGAAUACUGCAAAUUUCCCUUCUGGUUCAAUGGCAAGGAAUACAACAGCUGCACAGACGCAGGACGCAGCGAUGGAUUCCUCUGGUGUUCCACAACCAAAGACUUUGAUGCAGAUGGCAAAUAUGGCUUUUGUCCCCAUGAGUCACUUUUUACAAUGGGCGGCAAUGGUGACGGCCAGCCGUGCAAAUUCCCCUUUAAAUUUCAAGGCCAAUCCUACGAGCAGUGCACAACAGAAGGCAGGACAGAUGGAUACCGAUGGUGUGGAACCACCGAAGACUACGAUCGGGAUAAGAAAUAUGGAUUCUGUCCGGAGACCGCCAUGUCAACAGUUGGUGGCAAUUCAGAGGGAGCCCCUUGUGUAUUCCCCUUCAUCUUCCUCGGGAAUAAAUACGAGUCCUGCACGAGCGCGGGUCGCAAUGAUGGCAAGCUGUGGUGUGCUUCUACCAGCAGCUACGACGACGACCGCAAGUGGGGCUUCUGUCCAGAUCAAGGAUACAGUCUCUUCUUGGUUGCUGCGCACGAAUUUGGCCAUGCUAUGGGACUAGAGCACUCGGAGGAUCCAGGAGCUCUUAUGGCCCCAAUCUACACCUACACCAAGAACUUUCGGCUUUCUCAGGAUGACAUUAAAGGGAUCCAGGAGCUUUAUGAAGUAUCGACCGAUGUGGAACCCGGCCCAGGGCCAGGCCCGGGGCCAGGCCCACGGCCAACCCUGGGGCCUGUCACUCCAGAGCUCUGCAAGCACGACAUUGUCUUUGACGGAGUCGCACAGAUCAGGGGAGAAACGUUUUUCUUCAAAGAUAGAUUCAUGUGGAGGACUGUAAACCCCCGAGGAAAACCCACAGGUCCUCUUCUUGUUGCUACAUUCUGGCCUGAUCUGCCAGAGAAAAUCGAUGCCGUCUACGAGGCCCCUCAGGAUGAGAAGGCUGUGUUUUUUUCAGGAAACGAGUACUGGGUUUAUUCAGCCAGUAACCUGGAGAGGGGCUAUCCAAAGAAACUCACCAACCUGGGACUACCCCCUGAUGUGCAACGUGUUGAUGCAGCUUUUAACUGGGGCAGGAACAAGAGGACAUACAUUUUUGCUGGAGACAGAUACUGGAAGUACAAUGAAGAAAAGAAGAAAAUGGAGCUUGCAUCCCCUAAAUUCAUUGCUGACUCUUGGAAUGGAGUUCCAGAUAACCUGGAUGCUGUCCUGGGUCUUGGUGACAGUGGAUACACCUACUUUUUCAAAGAUCAAUACUAUCUACAAAUGGAAGACAAGAGUUUGAAGAUUGUUAAAAUUGGCAAGAUAAAUUCUGACUGGUUGGGUUGUUGAACUGUAUGAGAUAUUAAUAACCAAAUAUUUACUUUUUUGUUAUAUGCCUUAUCUGUAAUUAGAAAUAGAUCUGAAUGCUAAUUACUGGACCAGUCUGGUACUGGCACCAAAACAUUAAGUACCAGUACUGUACACAUCAGAUAAUUUAAGAGUGUUUGCCUCCUCAGUACACAAAAGAUGUUUACGUAUAUAUUCUGGUACAAGUUUUCAGUUUUCAUGCUAGUCAUAGUAAUAGAACAUCCAUCAUUCUUUAUUCCCCUGGUGCUUAAACAAAGCAUUGAAACCAUUGGAGACUGGAUCACACCCCUGUGUUAUACACAUCCCAAAUAGGCUCAAAUGAGAUGUACCAGCAGUGCACUUUGAUUUAUUUUUUUUUUAUUUUUAAAUACAACUCUGUUAUAAAUAGAUGAUUUGUCUUGCGUUUUUCACCCUUUUGCGAGUUUGAUCAUUACAUCCAUUUAUUUACAUAUUUACAGAAAGACUGUCAAAGGCACGGGUUGCCUCAGGAUUUGAUUUGUGUUAAUGCAUGAUGGAAUCAUGGCAAGAAACUGUGUUAAAAGUAUUGUUUUAAAGUACUUUUUAUUUUAAUACCUUAGUUAAAUUUAGCAAUUUGCUUCAUGCACUUUGUUACUACUAUACAACUUGUUUAUAUGGAUGGAAUGACUCAGAUUUUUGAAGUCAACGCGUUAUACAUAAAAGUCAAGUAUAAUUGUUUAACUUGUUUUAUUUUUCAGUUCUUUAUAAUAUUGGGGGUUUGUUCGGUUAGAUUUUUGGUUAUCUAUUGAGCAACAGAGAUUAUUCUUUUCACAAUCUGAUGGAAUGUUUCCCAUUAAAAAAAUAAACCAGAAAAGAAUGUCCCACACAUGAAGUGCCAACAAUACAAAUAAAAUCAAAUUACACUGUCAACACUUCUCAUGGCCAGGCUUCCUUCUAUCAUUUGAAAUUAGAAAUCCAGUAGCAUGUUACAGUCAAAUACCUGCCACAGGAAAGACAAUAUUACCCCGUAUAUAAUUGCAUUCUGGAUCGAUUUAGAAGUCUAGCUUACUUUCUCUGUCAGCUGUAAGAUGUGACUGCAGCAAUUUACAUUAAGGAGCUGAUAUGGUCCCAUGCAUCCCCAAAGCCCACGGCCUUCUCACAACAGUUUACAUGCCUCUCUGUUUUCCACCCUCCUCCUCCUCCUCAUCCCAACCCAGACAGGAAGAGUCAGCACAGACACAGCAGUAUAUUUAUCCUGUAGGGAAUGUACAGUUGAGAAAUAGAGAUGUAAAACCUUCCCCCUCUCCUUGAGAUCAGACCAUUUGGCCAAGGAUCUUACCCAGCUCCAUUAAGGUGAGAUUCUUUAUGAGAAUCUCAUAAAGAGAGUUCUUAUAUGAGAAUCUCUUUAUGCAUCAUGUGAGUGGUCAGCCCAGAUCCUUCUCAGUACAUCUCUCCCAUUGAGUUCCCAACUCACAGAACUGGCUAGAGACCAACUAACACCUGGAACAAUGAUUGACGGGUUUCUUCUCAUAUUCUCAACAACUUCAAGCUUCCACUCAGAGCUUUCUUGUUCUAGGCAGAGGUUUUUACUGGUAUUCUGAAAAGAUACCUCUUCUGAAGUGGCUGCGUUUGCUAACUGAAUUUCCAUUGCACACCAUCCAGAUACAACUCCCACUUUGGGAAGCUUUUCAUUACUACGGACAAUUCUCACCUGGAUGAGCCAGUGCUAUUUUCACCUAUGCCAAAAGAAAAGAUGACUCUCUCCUUCUGAGCACUCUCAUUCUCUUCAGAAAUCACUAAUCACCUUCCCAAAUAGUCCUGCAUCAGAGUCAAAAAAAUAAGGUACAUAACAAAGUAGUUGUAAUUGCAAAAUGUUAGGGUUCUAGUUUUUACAGACACCUGGCAACCUUCUCAGGAUUGCAGGAUCUAUUGAGCCAUUGCAGCGAUGUAUGGUCUGUCCUGACCACAAACAUCUUCCUAUACUAGUGUUGAAAAUAUUCUGUAGUUUUAAUGACUGCCAGGAACUCCUUUUGAGUGUUGCAAGAAUUUCUCCCUGGAGAUUUUAAGCUCUUACUGUUUUAAGCAUCCUCAAUAGCCAUCCUGUCAAGAUUUUUAUGUUCUUGUGCCAAUAUUGCCCCAAACUGCAUGCUCCAGCAUCUGUAUUUAAUAUGAAGAAGGGGUUUGAAACAUAGAUAUACUAGAGGAACAUUUGCAAUCGACCUUUUCAGCACUGAACUUGCUAAAUCACAUUUCUACUGAUGACUGAAAUAGUUUCCUUUUUGUCUACAACUUACGUAUAUGUUUUGCAACAUUGGCAAAUCUACCAGUGUACCUUCUGUAAUAAUAACACCAUAAUCCUACAAAGCUCCACACAUCUGGUGGGUUUAAGGAGUUCUGCUCAGCUUCUUGUCUUGUUCUUGCCUGUUUAAAUCCCUUCUCCAAUGACUACAUUACUGGCAGAAAAACAGAAAUAAAUUUUCUAUCCUUAAA
Molecule: messenger RNA, 4656 nt
Organism: Calidris pugnax (ruff)
Lineage: Eukaryota; Metazoa; Chordata; Aves; Charadriiformes; Scolopacidae
Gene: MMP2
Product: matrix metallopeptidase 2
Exons: 13
Coding region: 199-2190 (663 amino acids)
Biological process (GO): proteolysis; collagen catabolic process; extracellular matrix organization
Cellular component (GO): extracellular matrix
Molecular function (GO): metalloendopeptidase activity; zinc ion binding
Source: RefSeq, a predicted model, not a curated record